Lolium perenne is the source of this 1773-nucleotide messenger RNA. RefSeq names its product protein GRAVITROPIC IN THE LIGHT 1. The record is from RefSeq and is a predicted model, not a curated record. Gene Ontology annotation, biological process: response to red or far red light; negative gravitropism. Lineage: Eukaryota; Viridiplantae; Streptophyta; Magnoliopsida; Poales; Poaceae.
CUCAAACCUUCUGCCUGUCCCAUCCCCUCACCUACCAGCGGACCAGCCCCUCUGCUUCUCGCGAGCUCCCGAGCAGAGUUCGCCCCUUGCCCUCGCCAGACCUGGCCGCUCGUCCCCACCGCCCUCUUUCCCUUCUGCCCCUCCUCCCGGACCGCCUGCUAACCGCGGGCAGAAGGCCCGGAUCUCCGCGUCUAGAUCGGCGGCCCGCCUGGAGCAGCGGCAGUUUGCUGGUGGAUGCCAAUUUGCACAUUGACUGAAGACAACUAUCUUGGUUGAUCCUGAGGGCAAGAAGUAAUGAUCCGGCCAGGCUCCAAGGAGUCACAAAAUUAUGACAAUAAUAGCCAGAAAGUUUAUCCUCAACCCAUUGAUGAAAAUAUGAAUCAGAAUGUGGGCAGUAUGAUUGGAAGUAUAUUCAAUAACAUAUCCUCUUUAAAGGCUGCAUACAUUCAGCUGCAGGAAGCUCACACCCCAUAUGACCCAGACAAGAUACAAACUGCUGAUAGGCUUGUCAUAGAUGAGCUCACAAGGCUUUCAGAACUCAAGCAUACGUACAGAGAGAAAAAUCCUAAGCCAGUAGCAGCAUCACCUCAAGAUUCACGCUUGCUUAAUGAAAUACAGGAGCAGCAGAACUUGUUAAAGACAUAUGAGGUCAUGGUAAAGAAGUUCCAGUCCCAGAUCCAGAACAGAGAUAACGAGAUUACCCAUUUACAGCAGCAAACCGAUGAGGCCAAACAUCGGAAAUCAAAACUGGAGAAAAAACUGAAACAAAGGGGACUACUUAACAAGGAAUCCGAGGAAUCUGAUGAAGAAGAGAACUACUUCUCCGUUGAGCUGACACCAAGUCUAUUUACAUCUACUGCUGAUAAUGCGUACCAAUCAAUACAUGAUUUCUCAAAGCCCUUGAUCAACAUGAUGAAAGCUGCAGGAUGGGAUCUUGACGCUGCUGCUGAUGCAAUUGAACCUGAUGUAGUGUACUCGAGGAGAGCUCACAAGAAGUACGCGUUCGAGUCCUACAUCUGCCAAAGAAUGUUCAGCGGUUUCCACGAAGAGAGCUUUUCCAUCAAGGCUGCUAAUGCAACUGUUUCUAACGAGGCUUUCUUCCAUCAAUUCCUCGCAGUACGGGCCAUGGAUCCUUUGGAUGUAUUGAGCCAAAACCCAGACUCAGUGUUUGGGAAGUUCUGCAGAAGCAAAUACCUAUUGCUUGUGCACCCGAAGAUGGAAGGUUCUUUCUUUGGCAACAUGGAUCAGAGAAACUAUGUCAUGAGUGGUGGCCAUCCAAGGACACCUUUCUAUCAGGCAUUUCUCAAGCUGGCGAAGUCUAUAUGGUUGUUGCACAGGCUGGCGUACUCUUUUGAUCCAAAGGUCAGGAUUUUCCAGGUGAAGAAGGGAAGCGAGUUCUCGGAGAUUCACAUGGAAAGUGUUGUGAAGAACAUCGUCUUGGAUGAAAGUGCCGAGAGGCCUAAGGUUGACUUGAUGGUGAUGCCUGGUUUCCUGAUCGGGGCUAGCGUCAUACAGUGCAGAGUCUACCUUUCUGAUGUCAAAUGUACCGAGUAAAAAUGUUGCGGUUGCUUCAGAAGAUUCAGGGCGUUUCACAUCCUGCGAGAUCAUUAAGGUGGGCAACUUUGUAUGUCUUGUCUGGUAGCAACACCUUUGUGAGAAAAAAAUAGUAUGAUUUUUAUCAUUAGAGGACUAUAUAAUGUCUUUCUUUCUGUUUUGUGAUGUAAUCCCGUCCCAACGUUUGGUCUAUAUAUAAAUUGGCAGUGCUAUGUGGAA